This is a messenger RNA of Brugia malayi, 366 nucleotides long. RefSeq lists its product as uncharacterized. The transcript is spliced from 3 exons. The record is from RefSeq and is a predicted model, not a curated record. NCBI's taxonomy places the organism in Eukaryota, Metazoa, Nematoda, Chromadorea, Rhabditida, Onchocercidae. Gene Ontology annotation, biological process: RNA splicing; spliceosomal snRNP assembly. Gene Ontology annotation, cellular component: U1 snRNP; catalytic step 2 spliceosome; U5 snRNP. Gene Ontology annotation, molecular function: RNA binding. Bases 1 to 366 code for a protein of 121 amino acids.
AUGGCUACGUUAGCAAAACCUCGAUCCGAAAUGACCCAAGAAGAGUUAGCAGCUAAAGAACAGGAGGAAUUCAACGUUGGUCCACUUUCUGUGCUUACGCAGUCAGUAAAAAAUAACGCACAAGUCCUGAUUAACUGUAGAAACAACAAGAAAUUGCUUGGUCGUGUUAAAGCAUUCGACAGGCAUUGUAAUAUGGUUCUGGAAAAUGUUAAAGAAAUGUGGACAGAAUUGCCAAAGACGGGAAAAGGAAAGAAGAAAGCAAAACCUGUUGCAAAGGAUCGCUUUAUUACGAAAAUGUUCCUGCGCGGUGAUUCCGUUAUCAUUAUACUGAAAAAUCCAGCAGUUGCAGUUUCAGAAUCUACUUAA